Capronia epimyces CBS 606.96 is the source of this 2079-nucleotide messenger RNA. RefSeq lists its product as uncharacterized. The transcript is spliced from 2 exons. The record is from RefSeq and is a predicted model, not a curated record. Gene Ontology annotation, molecular function: mannosyltransferase activity. Bases 1 to 2079 code for a protein of 692 amino acids. NCBI's taxonomy places the organism in Eukaryota, Fungi, Ascomycota, Eurotiomycetes, Chaetothyriales, Herpotrichiellaceae.
AUGCCCUUCGCGCAACCCUUGGAAAAGGGUCCUCUGUCCAUGAGGCAAUUGCUCAGCUUGAACAUGCGCCCGUUUUUCUCCAAACGGGUAUUAAUUACAUGCGCUACCCUUUCCGUUUUGUCUCUGCUGUUUCAUCAUGCACACUACUUGCGUGAAAGCGAAUUAUUAAUAUCCUCCGAAGUCGAGCUAUCGCCGGCACCUGUAUCUGGGCCUGACGCCGGUCAAAACUACGAAGGACGGGGCCUGUUCCGGCCGAUAUGGGUGGACGGCUACGACAAUAACGGGAUCCCCGGGGGAGAAUAUCUCGGUCGGAACCUGUCGUGUGAGUCGUUGGGACAUUCGGCGGAAAUUGGGGUGCAAGAAUCCUUUUUCCUCCACGACAACUUCGUCGAGAUCGCGGGUGAGCUGGAUUCUCACCCCAUGGUCGAUUAUGUGCCCAGCCUGGCCAAAUUCGCCGACGGGGCCUUCUCCCUCCAGCAGUUGCUGGCUUCUUCGUGGGAUCGGCUGGCCACCGCCUGCGUAUGGAUGCCUGACCAUGGCGUCCAUCUGUGCGUGUCACGCAUCAUCUUCCACCCGGGCGGCCGCCGAGACCGGUGUCGCAUCAGUUUCUUGCGAGGCCAGAUCUACAGCGAAGACUGGGUGCAUCUCGAUCGGUACAAGCUGAAAUGGAAAGGCCAAGAGAUUGUGUUUCCCAAGGUGUUCGACACCGACACGGAGUUCAAACUCGGCGGGCAACUGUACGGGCCUGAAGAUGCGCGCAUCAUCAUCGAAGAGGGCGUCGACGAUGCCGAGCCGGUGGUGGUGUUCAACAUGAUCACCACUCACUCCGACUGGAAGCGAGCCAUGUGGAUUUUCCGACCCUUCUCCGAACAAUCGCACAUUCUGACCGUGCGAGGGACGGAACGUCCCAAGAAGGAAAAGAACUGGGCCCCUUUCUUCGUGCGAGAGCUGGAAGGGGCGUCCAACUCGACGUCGGAACGCCAGCCCAGCACGCACAUCCAUUUCAUCUGGCGGUUUGAGCCUUUGACCGUUCUCAAAUGUCAACUCUCGACCGGCAUGUGCGAUGUGGUGUUUGAACAGGCCGUCUUGCCCGCUCUGUCCAGCCAGCAUGACGACCACGACGGCAGCCUCCGGGGUGGGACGCAGCUGGUUCCGGUUCCGCUGUCCACCAAGAAGACGAAAUCCAAAUCCCGGUUUGGCUCGCCGAACGUGCAAGCCUUUGUGUCCUUCCCGCGGACCCACGUGGAAAGGGCCGGUGGCUGUCGGCAGGCGGUCUACCGGCCCGAACUGGCCGUGCUGGUCACCAACACCACGCACUUCUAUCUGACCUACGCAUCCGAAGCCUUGGACUUUAGCGAGGGCAUGGUGAUGGAUGCCAAUGCCCUGGCAGACCCUUGUGGCAAGGGCCGAAUCAUGAUCACCAACAGCAUUGCUCGGUGGGACCUGGAAGGCCGAGAUUCCAACGGUCAGCAAAUGGACGUCAUGACGCUGAGUCUGUCGGUGGACGACGCCACGGUUCAGGUGCUGCGGGUGGCCGGCAUUUGGGAUCUCCUACGCGGCCUGCCAUCCCUUGCGCGAUAUUUCAGCCAGGACAAAGUCCAACACAUCGAUGGGUUCCCUCCAGUCAACGAUGUCGAAGACGAACAUGCGGACCUUCUCAGCCCCUUUGAUCGUUACGAGCGCGCGAAUGCCGUGGGAUGGGAUGUCCGAGCCUGCCUGGAAGAAUCUGCCAUUCGGUACGUCAAUAGCCAUGUGGAUGCGACCAAGCAAGCCCAGGAAAAAGCGAAGGCGGAAGAAAAGAAAAAGGCCGAGGAGGAGGCCAGGAAGAAAAAGGCUGAGGAGGAAAAGAAAAAGACGGAAGAGGAGGCCAAGAAGAAGGCCGAAGAGGAGACGAAACAGGCGGAAGCCAAAAAGCUCCAAGAGCAAAAGGCUCUGGAGGAAAAGAAGAAGGCACUUGCUUUGGAGAACAAAGACAAGGACACGACCGCCCAGGACCCGAAACAGGCCGCCGACCCAAAAGCCUCGGACGAGCAGAAGAAGAAACUCGAAGACAAAGUGGUGCCCGAGGCAGGCGUGUAA